UUUCGACUGGGGCCUUCUUCAAAUUGCUUUGCUGUGAUAAGGUUAUACUCUGAACACUUUCUUACCUUUUCUCACUAAAGAGAGAACACUACUUCGGUCUCUCUGUUCAUAGUAAUUUCAAAAACAAAGCAAGGAUAGAAAGACUGAGUGAGAGAGAAAAAGGAUACUGUGUUCUCAGAUCUCUUUUUCUUUCACUUUCACAUUUUUUAUUCAAUGGCUGAUUCAAAGAAGUACAUAUCUAAAGAAGACCUAAGGGCACACAACAAGUCUGGCGAUCUCUGGAUCUCAAUACAAGGCAAGAUCUAUGAUGUUUCCCAAUGGAGCAAACAUCACCCUGGUGGUGAGCUUCCACUGCUCAGUCUUGCAGGUCAGGAUGUUACUGACGCCUUUGUUGCUUACCAUCCAGGCUCUGCCUGGCAGUAUCUUGACAAUAUCUUUACUGGGUAUUAUCUCAAGGACUACUCGGUUUCAGAGGCUUCCAAAGAUUAUAGAAAACUUGUGACUGAGUUUUCGAAGAUGGGGUUGUUUGAAAAGAAUGGGCACACUGUGCUAUAUACACUCUGUUUCGUGGCAAUGCUGUUUGUGGCUAGUGUUUAUGGUGUUUGUUGCUCUGAUAGCACAUGGAUGCAUCUAUGUUCUGGUGGAUUAAUGGGAUUUUUGUGGAUUCAAAGUGGGUGGAUUGGGCAUGAUUCUGGCCAUUACAAGAUCACCAAAAGUCCCAGAUUCAAUCGUUUCUUGCAAGUUUUAUCAGGGAAUUGCCUUGCAGGGGUAAGUAUUGAGUGGUGGAAACGGAACCAUAAUGCCCAUCACAUUGCCUGCAAUAGUCUCGACUUCGACCCAGAUCUUCAGCACAUGCCUUUUUUUGCGGUAUCCUCAAACUUUUUCAAGUCAAUUUGGUCAUAUUUUUAUGAUAGGAAGAUGAAUUUUGAUUCUUUUACAAGAUUCUUGAUUAGUUACCAGCAUUGGACAUUUUAUCCUGUCAUGUGUUUUGCUAGAAUCAAUCUAUUUGCACAAUCAUUUUUGCUGUUGUUGUCUAAGAGGAAUGUGCCCCAUAGGCGUCAAGAUUUUUUGGGGCUUCUUGUGUUUUGGCUUUGGUAUCCCUUGCUGGUUUCCUGUUUACCAAAUUGGGGGGAGAGAGUGAUGUUUGUUGUUGCUAGUUUUGCUGUUACUGGAAUUCAACAUGUUCAGUUCUGUUUGAAUCAUUUUUCCUCCAGUGUAUAUGUCGGUCCACCUCAAGCAAAUGAUUGGUUUGGGAAGCAAACUAGUGGCUCACUUAAUAUAAAUUGCUCGUCUUGGAUGGACUGGUUUCAUGGAGGAUUACAGUUUCAGAUUGAGCACCAUUUAUUUCCUCGAUUGCCUCGAUGCCAUCUUAGGAAAAUAUCACCCUUUGUUAAGGAGCUGUGCAAGAAGCAUAAUUUGCCAUACGAUAUUGCCUCGUUCUGGAAGGCCAAUGCAAUGACAAUUAACACUCUUCGGACUGCAGCCUUGGAGGCACGAGACAUUGCCAGUCCUGUUCCGAAGAAUCUGGUGUGGGAAGCUGUUAACACUCAUGGAUGAGAUGGAGAUAUCAUGAAGCUUUCAGCUGAUGCUGAAGUGGGUCUGAUAAGUUAAUUUUGAUUGAUAUCUGAGGGUGGUCAUCCCUGGUGCCAAUGAAAGAAUAAGAUGAUCAUUGCUUGGAGGCUUAUCUCUUAGGAUGCGCUCAUGCUUUUCAUGGAUUAUAUUUAAAAAUAAUCUACACUGAUCACCUGAUGGGCUGAUAUGGUUGGUUCUGCCUCCUGUUGGUGCUCAAUUAUGCAGUUAAGGAAUUAGUGUUUGGUUUUGAUAGCUUUAGCUUAGUUCGUGAGUAUAAGAAAUUGUAUCUUUCUCCAUAGAUUCACCUAAGUAUGUUUGUAAUUUCAUCAUUGUGAAAACCAAUGAUGCAACAUUUUAUGGUUUUGGUUUGAUUUAAUAUGCAAUAGCUAAUUUCAGCUUUCCUGAUUACAUGAAAGGGGAAGUGGUCAAUUUGUCAUAAA
This is a messenger RNA of Mangifera indica (mango), 2012 nucleotides long. RefSeq names its product acyl-lipid (9-3)-desaturase-like. The transcript has a single exon. Gene Ontology annotation, cellular component: membrane. Gene Ontology annotation, molecular function: oxidoreductase activity, acting on paired donors, with oxidation of a pair of donors resulting in the reduction of molecular oxygen to two molecules of water. Gene Ontology annotation, biological process: lipid metabolic process. NCBI's taxonomy places the organism in Eukaryota, Viridiplantae, Streptophyta, Magnoliopsida, Sapindales, Anacardiaceae. The coding region runs from base 214 to 1557 and encodes 447 amino acids. The record is from RefSeq and is a predicted model, not a curated record.